AUGACCCUCACCGCGACUCUCGGGGUCUUUCAGAUGGGGGUUCGACUGAUGUUGGGAGAUUCCACGUCGACGUGGGUGUACGUGUGGCUCGUGGCAGGCUGCCAUGCGCUGUUCCUCGUGAGUUUCUUCGCGACGAUCAUGCUCGUGGCUAACGGGUACACCUUGACGUUGCCCACGGUGCGCCCUCGGGAUUGGGCCCGCAUCCUACUGAUUGCUUGUGUGCUGGGACUCGUUCGCUGGGUGCGCAGUGUAGCCGAUUCAUUUGCAGGGAUGCUGGUCGAACUGACGUUGCAAUUUUUGGUGCUGCUGUACGUGCUACAGGCGUGUUCGUUGAAUGUGCACUUUUCGUUGUUCUUGGUGGCCUUGUUGAGACGGGAAGGAUUGGGCCAAGAGGUUGCGGUGGUAGAACCGUCUACCCACCUCUUCAAGCAAUGUCAAAUUGCCUUUUCGUGCUUCUUUAUGGGGUACAUGGCGAUAUGUGCGUGGUCGUUGACUAUUCUGCAACCCUUUCGAACCACGUUUUUCCUCCUUGAACAGUCGCUGUUGCUUGGUCUAGCUACCUACUUUGGGUUCCACUUGCGUCCAGACUCCAAAUCUGGAUUGGUGGACGUGGCCCAGCAUCUGAAUGUGUCUGCAAUGUCCGACUCAUUCUCGAGAGUGCGAUCCAAUUUGAAUGCACCGGAAGAGAUACGACCCCUUGUGACAUCGUCUUCUGUGGUGGUCAUUGAGUAUCCGCCGUCCAGGACGCCAGCGGGGCGAUUCAUGCCCAACUUCGGCGUUGGGGUUCUCGAGCUAAGCUCAAUUCUGAAUCCACCUUCGUUUGAGCCACUACCCCUACAUCUGUGUGUGUUGUGUGCCAACGUCUGCUAUUUCAAGUACCGACGCCCCCCCCAAGUUCCCCCCAAGCCCCCCCCCACAUCGUUCUAUUACUCUGUGACCAUGUCCGACGCCACGACCAACGACAAGUCGGUCACGGACCUCAAGUUCAACGGCCGGAAAGUCAUGUUCACCGCCUGGAAGGCCCGCAUCAUCGCGCACCUCAACUCCAAGUCGACAGAAGACGACCCCUGA
Molecule: messenger RNA, 1071 nt
Organism: Aphanomyces astaci
Lineage: Eukaryota; Oomycota; Saprolegniomycetes; Saprolegniales; Verrucalvaceae
Exons: 7
Coding region: 1-1071 (356 amino acids)
Source: RefSeq, a predicted model, not a curated record